This is a messenger RNA of Bombyx mori (domestic silkworm), 6592 nucleotides long. Its product is annotated as peroxisomal N(1)-acetyl-spermine/spermidine oxidase. The record is from RefSeq and is a predicted model, not a curated record. The coding region runs from base 205 to 1875 and encodes 556 amino acids. Gene Ontology annotation, molecular function: polyamine oxidase activity. The transcript is spliced from 3 exons. NCBI's taxonomy places the organism in Eukaryota, Metazoa, Arthropoda, Insecta, Lepidoptera, Bombycidae.
AUCAAACUUCAUAACAGCCAAGCUGAAUGUCAAAAAUCAUUCAAAAUAUAGUACACAACACAAAAUCUCAGAGUAGUAAUUACAAAAGCAAGUACCUAGGUACCUACCUAUUAAUUACUCUGAGCACAAAAUAGAGCCCAUAGGUCAUAUACAAAUAAUACUAAAGCUUUAAGCAUACCAUAACACUAAAUACGAAUUCUUAUUAUGGGUGACGAAAAUUUAGGUUCCAGUGAAAAAUGUAAUAGUUCCAAAAAGUUUAAAGUCAUUAUCAUUGGCUGUGGAAUAGCUGGCUUAUCCUCAGCCAACUAUUUGCUUCAAAAUGGCAUGGAAGAUUUCUUAAUAUUAGAAGCAAGAAAACGUAUCGGUGGACGCAUAAUAUCUAUACCAAUGAAGAGUCAUAAUGUUGAGCUCGGUGCUAAUUGGAUUCAUGGUGUUUUAGGAAAUCCUAUCUUUGAAUUAGCAAUGUCCCACAAUCUAGUAAAUAUAAUAAAUAUACCGAAGCCCCAUAAAGUUAUAGCAGCUACAGAAAAUGGCAAGCAAGUGCCGUUUGGUAUUCUGCAUGAAAUACAUGAGGCCUACGUAUGUUUUCUUAGGCGAUGCGAAGAGUAUUUCUUGUGUCAAUAUUUACCUCCCCCAGAUAUACACAGCGUUGGAGAGCAUAUAAAUUUAGAAGCAACUUUAUAUUUGGAGCGCUUGCCAUCUUCUGAGGAAAAGAAGCUAAGAAGACUAAUAUUUGACUGUUUGUUAAAACGUGAAACCUGCAUAUCAGGUUGCCACAGUAUGGAUGAAGUAGAUCUUCUUGAAUUAGGUAGUUAUACUGAACUUCAAGGAGGUAAUAUUAUGAUACCUUCAGGUUUUAGUUCUAUUUUAGACCCAUUAAAGAAAAACAUAAAUGAUAAAAAAAUAUUGACAAACCAUGCGGUGAGGAAAAUUAUAUGGGAUUCUGAUGUAAACCAAUCACUGAAAUCACUUGAUGAUACAGGUGAGGAAUCUGAAGAUUCUGAUCAAACUGUGAUAGAAGACAACUCUAAAAUUUCACCUGACAAAUCAUUAAAACCUAAUAUAGAAAACUCUUUACAAGAUAUGACUCAACAACCAAAGAAAAAGUACAAUAAUUAUGUUGAGAUUGUGUGCGAAAAUGGACAAUCAUUUCAUGCAAAUCAUGUAAUUUGUACUAUUCCACUAGGUGUUCUCAAAGAGAAAGCAUCAAGUUUAUUUGAACCAAAGCUGCCAUCAUACAAAAUAGAAUCAAUUGAAAAAUUAUUAUUUGGUGUUGUAGAUAAAAUAUACUUAGAGUAUGAGAGACCCUUUUUAAACCCAGAUAUAACGGAAAUAAUGCUUUUGUGGGAAACUCCUACUACACCUGAAGAUAUGUCUCAGUCUUGGUACAAAAAAAUUUACUCAUUUAGUAAAGUAUCAGAAACUCUCUUAUUAGGAUGGGUUUCUGGUAAAGAAGCAGAGUAUAUGGAAACAUUGUCUAUGGAAGAGGUGGCAGAAACUUGUACAAAAAUAUUACGAAAAUUUCUGAAUGACCCUUUUGUACCGGAACCUCAAAAAUGUGUUUGUACCAGUUGGAGAGAACAGCCCUAUACGAGAGGAUCAUAUACUGCAAUUGCUGUUGGAGCCAGUCAAAGUGAUGUAGAGAGUCUUGCUCAACCAAUCUUUAGAAAUGUACACGAUAAGAAGCCUGUUCUACUCUUUGCCGGAGAGCAUACACACAGCAGCUAUUAUUCUACGGCACAUGGUGCUUAUUUAUCAGGUCAAAUAGCAGCUCGAAGACUUCUAGCACCUGAUGAAGCGUCAGAAGGCACACUUGACUGUCCAGAUUCAGCGGAUCUCAAUUCUUGGAUACAAGGAAUACAGCUGGAAGGGUGAUAAGGUUUUACUAAAUUCAGUAUACACGAAGUGUUUUCGAAGAAAUUUGUUUUGUUGCGAUACUGGCUUCAUACAAAACAUUACUUUUACUAGUAAUAUUUUAGUAACAAAAAAGUUGCCAUUGAAUUCAUCAUCAAAUUACUUGAGAAACGUCGUCGAAUCUAUAAAAGGCAUAUGAAUAAUAAGUACCUAUAAAUUUGGAAAAAACUGAAUUAAAGGAAAACACUAAACUUUUCUAGACUGAGACACUUAUCAAAAUUAUAAAUAAUUUUACAACUCGACAUAUAAAUACGACACAAUAAGCAAUGUAUCACUAAUAGAUAACAAUCUAAACAAGGAUAUUAAUUUAUUAAAUAGGGGAUAGGUACAAUGAUAUCGUUAUAGGGGAUCUUAAUGAAAUUAAAAUAUCAUAUUGGUAACCAAAAAAUUCCUUCAAAUAUUUAAGAUUUACAUAAAACUAGCAGACCCGAGAGACGUUGUCCUGUGAAUGCAUACACAAAAAUUCAUUAAAGUCGAUCCAGCCGUUAAGUUGUAGUAUACAUAAAUAACCUAGAUACCGACUGCAGCGCCACCUUUGUGAAUUUAAACCAUCCAGGGCGCCGCCCAAACAAAUUCAUUCAAAUCGGUCCAGCCGCUUAGGAGGAAUAUAGUGACGUAUACACGUACAGUAGAAUUAAAUAUAUAAAGAUUAUUAAAGAAAAUUAAUAGUUGUGACAAUUUUACGUAUCAUGCUGAACAUCGCGGUGUAGUGCACGUUUGAUAAUUGGACCGUCAUUUAAUUUGGUCACGAAUUAUGUCACAUGUAAUGAAUUUACAUUCUGUGUUAGUACGAGUUUCUUAACGUUGUCGAUAGCGUAAAAGUUAAUCCAAAUUUUGUAUGCGGUUGGAACAACGCCUCUAGUGGUAAACGUUCCAACUCCAUACAAAUUUGAGUUAACUUUUACGCUAUCGACAACGUUAAAAAACUCGCACUAAGCACACUGCUGAGCUUUAUAGAGUAUGUAUGCUAGACAUAUUUAAAAAUAGGAGCUGUCCUGUUCCCUGUGCGCCGCGAUAGUGCAGCGCAUGAUUGAUAAUCAUCACCCGAGUAAUCAUUCACGAUAGGAACAAAUUACAGCGUGACUGCUGUAGGAAUCAUGAGCAGUCCACCAAUGAAUCAUAAGAGAAUUGUUGCUUUUCUUCUUGCUCUCAAUUUUUUCAGUUCUUUCGGUUAUGAGGAAGUCGCCAUUACGUUUCACGAUAUCGCCAUUGACUUCUGCUAUUGCAUUUAAAAACUUCGAAAAAUCGAAACAAGCACCACGUGAGAUAGUUCAAUUUAAUAAAGCUAGCCUGGUAUUACCUGGAUUUACAAGAAAUAGUUACUAGAAUCACCUGGAAUAUAUGGUUGCAAACUAUCUAGUUUACAGAUUUCUAUAAGAGACUACCGAAUGCACUGUUGAAAUGUAAUCAAUAACGAUUUAUUUAUAUUCCGAGUGUCCGGCUCAUGCGGAUUAAUGCCUUCGUCCAAAUAAGAGGCUCAGAGCUGUUGAAAUCCCGCAGAUUGGUACCAAUUUUUCUCAUCAAAUCCGUACAUUACCUGUUCAUGUAUAACUUCUACGAUGAAGGAUUGAAAUCAAAGUACUCAAAUAAAUUUGCGUAAUUUCUCGUAGUAGAGUGUAUGGUAAGCCCGCACGGGGAAGUGCCACAAGCGUUUUAUUAUACAUUUUAGACUUGGACCCCAUGUCUCGAGGAGGAUGGCGUCAUUCACUAAGUCUAGGGGUCCCGGCAAACAUUUAACGACAGAUGGACCGGGAGCUUUUCACUUGUUUAUGAAAUAGGUAAUAAUAUUAAGAAUAUACAAAAUUUUAAUGACAGCGCAGGACUUAUUGAAGUUUGUAUCGCUUGAUUCGAUAAUACAAAGCCUAUGAAACUUUUCUUCAUGCAAAUCAGAUUUUUUCUUCAUUUAAUCACUUAGACUUCAUUUAGUGGUAUAACGACAAAAAGAAUAUAAUACAUAACUCAUUAUAUUAUUAAUAAAAGCAUUGCCUAGUCACACCUCUAAAAUAUAUAUUGGGUUCCUGAACUAGGUACCUACAUAUGCAAAUUACGAUUUUUAAUAAUACAAUCGACUGAAGUGUCUGAUCUAGCAACUUUUAUUUAAAUUCUUUAAUGCGACCUUAAAGCAGAUCGAUUCAAACGUAUGCUGAAUCGAAUUGUACCUAUCGGAUCAAUCAAGAAGAUGCUUCCCCAUUUAUUAAUUAAUUUGUAUAAUAUUAAAAUUAGUACAAGUAGUAAUUUUUAUUUAAAUAAGAUUUUGUUUGUUUCUCGAGUGUGAUAUUUAAACCAUCGGGUAAUUUCUGUGCAAUUUUAGUGAACAUUAUUUCAAAUUGAAUUGAGUUUUUUUGAUCGCGAUGAGAUUAAAAUAUAAUGAAAUGUAGAUACAUAUUUAGUAGUAGGUACAUUUUACUAGUAAUAUGAAAUUUAUUGUUGUUAUUGUGAAAAAUGUUGCUGUGAAAUUUCGAUUGAAAUGUUCAGAAUUUUUUUAUAAAUAAAAUUUAAUUAUUUAUUUCGGGGUCUUUGGAAGUUAAGGUAGGUACAUUAAUCUGAGUCGAGUGUAAAUAUGAAUAUGAAAUGGUGGAGCCGUAAAUGAUUAGAGUUAUUUCCUAUAAAAGUAAAUAGUCAUAAGCCGUAGCACACUUAAUAGUGUGCGAGAAAAGCACACAGUACACCACGUCACAUGGUACGGAACGCACUUGGUGAUUCAGAGCUCUCAUUUUUUGAAAAUAGUAUUUUAAAUUAUUCACCAAUAUAAAAUAAUUAUUCACAAAAUGAAAUGUUUAACACUACAAGUCCGACUGGCGGGACUUUUGUGAAUUUUCGUGAGUUCGUUGUUCCGGGCUGUUGGCGAAGAUGAUAUAGAAAUAAUGUUUACACUGAUUUGGUAUGAGGUUUUAAUAUAAAAAGCGACACAAUAUGUAACUAACAUAAAAUACAAAAUGAGUUGAGAAUCGUACAGUUAAACUAAGACUCGCAAUAUUUUACUAGUGGUCGUCGCGCGCGCUGAGGGCAUGUGUUUUCGCGCUCAGAGAGCUCUGUCUCAGCGGGGGGUGGUAUCGCACGUUCGGAAAUUUCGUUCCGUUAUAAAUGUUUUUUAAUUAUUUAGAAACUGACUAUUACCUAUUUAAUAUUGCUUAGUAAUUAACUAUGCAGAAAUUAUCAAUUGGAAUAUACUAACGAUGUUUUAUACAUUUGUAAACUAUCUAGAAAUCAUCGAAGAAUUAAGUACCUACCAUUGUAAAAUACUAAUCAUCGAUAUUUUUACAUAUAUUACAUACUUAUUUUUUAUAUUAUAAUAUUAGUGUUCAAAGCUGAAAUAGAAGAAUAGAUAUGUUUUAUGUUGACACAAUAAUUAUUCUUAAGUUUUUUUUUAUGUAGUAAAAUUCCUAGCAGUGUUUAGUAGUGGAAACCAGAGGAUUAGUUUUGCAAAGUAAUAAAACAAUUACACAAUAGGUUUAUACAUUUUUUCGAAAAACUCUAUCCGCGUUUACAUAAAUUACGAUACCUUAACCUUUUAUGGACUUUGCAUUACACACUUCUUUGACUGCCUUAACAAAUGCAGAAAAAUGAUUCACUAUAGAUCCUUGUUGUGUCAAUUGCACUAGAGGCCUGUUUCGCUUGCGCGAACCAGCAACUCGAAGCGAUUUCGGCCAAAUUAAACAAACAAGUGUGUACAAACAAUAAAAUUUCACCAGUUUAUUCAUUUUAAGUCGAUAACAACUCGAUUUAAGACAGCGACCAACUCGAGUUAAGACAUCAGUACCUACUGCUUGAGUUCACACUUGAAAUCGGCGCUGCUCGAGUUGACAUCAAAUCGGUCGGGUGUCGAUUUAUGUGUAUUAUGUAUGGGCGUCGUCGCUUGAGUGCAAAGGGUUAAUUCUCUUGUUUUCCUCGCAAAUUUCACGAGCUCCUUGUUGUUGUGUAGCUACCUAGAAAGGCCGGUAUCAGGCUACAUUACUUUGAAGUACCUAGUAAAAAUUUCUGACAAGUUUUUGAACUUGAUGAUAAAAUCAAUUAGUCUUAUCUUAACAAACCGUUUACUGCUGUUUGUACGAGUUGUACGAGCUGUUUUCACAUCUUCUGGUGAUUGCUAUUGCUAGUUAAAUUAUAACGUGGGUAAUUUUCUUGUAUCGAAAGAACUUUAUAAUAAUUACAAAUGAAACGUAACGCUAUCACAGUUAAUAAGUAGCAUAAAGCGUAUAAACUGACCAUUCGACGACAUCAUGGAAAUAUUUACUGCUCUAAAUGAACCUAAAAGUAUUUUAUCGUAUCAAUGCAGCAGCACUAUAUUGCGUGAGCUCAAAAUGAAGCACAAAGACAUGACACGUCCCUCGAAUUCAUGCGAGAAGGGAGGUUUGACGCCUUAGCUGUUUGAAAUUAGAAAAAAUGGCAUACGAUGCUUUAAUAUAUAAACUUUUUUGAACGUAUUCUCGUGAAUAAAUAACAUCUUAUCGUGUUAUCAAUCACCAGCUGAAAAUAUAAGCCAGUAGUAACCUGUCUUCUUUUAUCCAUUUUUCGUGGACAAUACAAGAAGUAAUUUAUGUAAUGCUUCUCAACUAAUGUUUAGUUCCAAAAUUUAAAAAAAUUAUCAAGUUGAUGUAUUAGAUAUAAAGCUAGAUUGUAAUAGAUUUUCUAGUCAGCGUAAUGUUUUUAUAUUGCUUUAAUUAAAUGAUCAGAAUAA